This is a messenger RNA of Saimiri boliviensis boliviensis (Bolivian squirrel monkey), 2691 nucleotides long. It is a transcript of the gene EXO1, whose product is annotated as exonuclease 1. Gene Ontology annotation, cellular component: nucleus. Gene Ontology annotation, biological process: mismatch repair; DNA recombination. Lineage: Eukaryota; Metazoa; Chordata; Mammalia; Primates; Cebidae. The record is from RefSeq and is a predicted model, not a curated record. Gene Ontology annotation, molecular function: metal ion binding; 5'-flap endonuclease activity; DNA binding.
AUGGGGAUACAUGGCUUGCUACAGUUUAUCAAAGAAGCUUCUGAACCCAUCCACGUGAGGAAGUAUAAAGGGCAGGUAGUAGCUGUGGAUACGUAUUGCUGGCUUCACAAAGGAGCUAUUGCUUGUGCUGAAAAACUAGCCAAAGGUGAACCUACCGAUAGGUAUGUAGGAUUUUGUAUGAAAUUUGUAAAUAUGUUGCUAUCUCAUGGGAUCAAGCCUAUUCUCGUAUUUGAUGGAUGUACUUUACCUUCUAAAAAGGAAGUAGAGAGAUCUAGAAGAGAAAGGCGACAAGCCAAUCUUCUUAAGGGAAAGCAGCUUCUUCGUGAGGGGAAAGUCUCGGAGGCCCGAGAGUGUUUCACCCGGUCUAUCAAUAUCACACACGCUAUGGCCCACAAAGUAAUUAAAGCUGCCCGGUCUCAGGGAGUAGAUUGCCUCGUGGCUCCAUAUGAAGCUGAUGCGCAGCUGGCCUACCUCAACAAAGCGGGAAUUGUACAAGCUAUAAUUACAGAGGACUCGGAUCUCCUAGCUUUUGGCUGUAAAAAGGUGAUUUUAAAGAUGGAUCAGUUUGGAAAUGGACUUGAAGUUGAUCAGGCUCGGCUAGGAAUGUGCAGACAGCUUGGGGAUGUAUUCACUGAAGAGAAAUUUCGUUACAUGUGUAUUCUUUCAGGCUGUGACUACCUCUCAUCACUGCGUGGGAUUGGAUUAGCAAAGGCAUGCAAAGUCCUAAAACUAGCCAAUAAUCCAGAUAUAGUAAAGGUUAUCAAGAAAAUUGGGCAUUAUCUCAAGAUGAAUAUCACAGUACCAGAGGAUUACAUCAAAGGAUUUAUUCGAGCCAACAAUACCUUCCUCUAUCAGCUAGUUUUUGAUCCCAUCAAAAGGAAACUUGUUCCUCUGAAUGCCUACGAAGAUGACGUUGAUCCUGAAACACUAAGCUACGCUGGGCAAUAUGUGGAUGAUUCCAUAGCUCUUCAAAUAGCACUUGGAAAUAAAGAUGUAAAUACUUUUGAACAGAUCGAUGACUACAAUCCAGACACUGCUAUGCCUGCCCAUUCAAGAAGUCAUAGUUGGGAUGACAAAACAUGUCAAAAACCAGCUAAUGUUCAUAGCAUUUGGCAUAAGAAUUAUUGUCCUAGACCAGAGUUGGGUGUUGUUUCCAAGGCUACACGAUUGAAGCAGAAUCCAAGUACUGUGGGAGUUGAACGAGUGAUUAGUACUAAUGGGUUAAAUCUUCCAAGGAAAUCAUCCAUUAUGAAAAGACCAAGAAGUGAAGAGCUGUCAGAAGAUGAUCUGCUGAGUCAGUAUUCUCUUUCAUUUACGAAGAAGACCAAGAAACAUAGCUGUGAGGGUAAUAAAUUGUUGAGCUCUUCGGAAGUGUUUGUGCCUGACCUGGCAGAUGGACCUGCUAACAAAGAGAGCUUAAGCACUCCACCUAGGACAAGAAAUAAAUUUGCAGCAUUUUUACAGAGGAAAAAUGAAGAAAGUGGUGCCGUUGUGGUUCCAGGGACCAGAAGCAGGUUUUUUUGCAGUUCUCCAGAUUCUAUUGACUGUGUAUCAAACAAAGUGAGCAGCCUCCCUCUGGAUGAAACUGCUGUCACAGAUAAAGAAAACAGUUUGCAUGAAUCAAAUUAUCGAGACCAGGAAGGCAAGAGGCAGAUUGACACAAAUGUAACACACAAUUCAAGUGAUGACAUUCCAAGUGAUCAUAUUCCGAGUGAUCAUACUCCAGACAAGGCAACAGUGCUUACAGAUGAAGAGUCCCCCUCUUUUAAGAGCAGCAGAUUCACAAGGACCAUUUCACCACCCACUUUGGGAACACUAAGAAGUUGUUUUAGUUGGACUGGAGGUCUUGGAGGUUUUUCAAGAACACCGAGCCCCUCUCUGAGCACAGCACUGCAGCGGUUUCGAAGAAAGAGCGACUCCCCCACCUCUCUGCCUGAGAAUAAUAUGUCUGACGUGCCUCAGUUAAAGAGCGAUGAGUCCAGUGAUGAUGAGUCCCAUCCCUCACGAGAAGGGGCAUGUUCUUCGCAGUCCCAGCAAAGUGGAGAAUUAUCACUGCAGAGUUCAAACACAUCAAAGCUUUCUCAGUCCUCUAGUAAGGACUCUGAUUCAGAGGAAUCUGAUUGCAAUAUGAAGUUAUUUGACAGUCAAGGUGACCAGACUUCCAAGCUACAUUUAUCUCAUUUCUCAAAAAAAGACACCCUUCUAAGGAACAAGGUUCCUGGGCUAUAUAAGUCUAGUUCUGCAGACUCUCUUUCUGCAACCAAGAUCAAACCUCUAGGACCUGCCAGAGCCAGUGGGCUGAGCAAGAAGCCAGCAAGCAUCCAGAAGAGAAAGCAUCAUAAUGCCGAGAACAAGCCGGGAUUACAGAUAAAACUCAAUGAGCUCUGGAAAAAUUUUGGAUUUAAAAAAGAUUCCGAAAAGCUUCCUUCUUCUAAGAAGCCCCUGUCCCCGGUCAGAGAUAACAUCCAACUAACUCCAGAAGCGGAAGAGGAUAUAUUUAACAAACCUGAAUGUGUACGUGUUCAAAGAGCAAUAUUCCAGUAAAUGCAGACUGCUGUGAAACUUUUGCCUGUCAGAGAAUCUUAUCAAUUUGAAGUCCCUGUUUGGGAAUGAGGCACUUAUCAGCCUGAAGGAUUUUUCCUUAGUUCUGUGCCAUUUUAAAAAUAGAAUACAUUUUGUAUUAUUAACUUU